AUAAUGGUGCCGGCAUUGGUGAAAAAGACCGCUAGAAGACCAGAUGUACGCCAGAAGAUCGAUUAAAUCCUCGGUAUCCGUGCCCUUAAUUCAGGUGCAGUGCAAAGGACCCAAUGGUUCAGGUCCUGAGUGGUUGCCCCUCAAACAGGAUUGGAGCAACCGGUGGUGCACACUUCCCGAUCGAUUUACUGAGGAGUUUUCGCAGCGGAUUUAUGACUUCAAACGCGAGACAGCGAUGUGGAUGCAGGAAUUGGCUUGGCUUUUGCUUAAUGACAUGAAUUUUGAAGCAGCUCAAAGCAGUUAUACAAUGAUACGAAGUCCAUACUUAGAGAAAUCAGCUAUAUACUCUGAUGGGGUGGAUUACAUAUCGCUGUGCAAUGAUAUUCAAACUAUCCUCGAUUUAUCAAAUCGCAUUUGCCUGCACAACUGUUGCCCCCGCAAUUCUGGAAGAAGGGUUGCAAAAUUAUUUACUUGGCCCGAAAUCCUAAGGAUGUUGUGGUUUCGUCCUUUCACUUUCUGACUGGACUCGAUUUCUGGCGUGGCAGCUUGGACGAAUUCGUGGAUGACUUCGUUGCUGACAAGAUGGCUUUUACCUCAUACUGGGCACACGUUAUCGACUUUUAUAGAAUGCGCAAUGAAGAGAACGUUUUCUUCGUUACCUACGAGGAAAUGAGUCGAAAUCUCAAAGAUGUGGUUCUGAGAUUAUCGCGGUUUUUGGACUGCAAAGAACUAAGCGAAAGUGAAAUGGAUAAACUCCUUACGCACUUGAACUUUAAAAACAUGAAAGGAAGGAAGUUUGGAAACAGCACUGGCUUGUUGUCAACUCUCCGAAAAACCAAGGAUGAUUUUAAUUUUAUGCGGCGUGGAAUUGUUGGUUCGUACAAGGAUGAGUUAAGUCCUGAGAACAAGGAUAAGAUUGAUAAAUUAACCGAGAGGUUUUUGGAAGAAUAUGGAGUUACCGAAUCCGAAAUAUUUGGUUCAAUAAAAUAAAAUAUUAUGAU
Messenger RNA from Drosophila gunungcola (fruit fly), 1001 nucleotides. Its product is annotated as luciferin sulfotransferase-like. The transcript has 4 exons. The record is from RefSeq and is a predicted model, not a curated record. Bases 583 to 990 code for a protein of 135 amino acids. Gene Ontology annotation, cellular component: cytoplasm. Lineage: Eukaryota; Metazoa; Arthropoda; Insecta; Diptera; Drosophilidae. Gene Ontology annotation, molecular function: sulfotransferase activity. Gene Ontology annotation, biological process: sulfation.